Medioppia subpectinata is the source of this 795-nucleotide messenger RNA. Lineage: Eukaryota; Metazoa; Arthropoda; Arachnida; Sarcoptiformes; Oppiidae. The record is from the annotation of a GenBank genome assembly.
GUUGAACUCGUUUAACAGCCAUUCAGUGAAAGCAUUGUUUGUCAUAAUUUAUGUCUAAUUUUGUAAACAAUUAAUUGAUUAUAAGAUAUAUUGAAUUGAAUUAAAGGAUAAUUGUAUUGAAUGGCAGACGAACUGGUUUUGGGCGCCGAAGACGGCAUCGACAAGGAGUUUGAGGACGAAGAGUACGAUGAGGGCGACGAAAGUGUGGUCAAAAUGAAAGAGAAGGCCACUCGACGGAAGGGACGCGGAUUCGGACCCGAGGGAACGGCGCGCGAAGACAUCCGUGAAUACGAGGCUAUGGAUGUCGGCGACGGACACAACGACUCUCCCGGACCUCAAAAAUCUGUCGAGGGAUGGAUUCUAUUCAUCACUGGUGUCCACGAAGAGGCACAGGAAGAGGACAUAUACGACAAGUUUGCAGAGUUCGGCGAAAUCAAGAAUUUGCACUUAAAUCUUGACCGAAGAACCGGAUUCUUGAAGGGAUAUGCUUUGGUUGAGUUUGAGAGCUAUAAGUCUGCGAACGCAGCCCUCGAGUCACUGAAUGGGGCCGAUAUAUUGGGACAGACUGUUCACGUCAACUGGGGUUUCGUAAAGGGUCCACAUAUCAGAAAAAGGGGGCGAAGAGAUGAUGACAGACGAAGACAUUAGUAUUGCCAUUCAUUACACUCUUUUCAUAACUUAAUUUUUAAGUAUAUUUCAAUCGAGUUUUAUUAAAUACAAAUAAAUUUUUCAUUUCUUACAUUACUAUAAAUUGUGAAUCAAUUAAAUAAACGCUAAGACAUCAAUGAAUUAUAA